Messenger RNA from Mesocricetus auratus (golden hamster), 3815 nucleotides. It is a transcript of the gene Tceal7, whose product is annotated as transcription elongation factor A like 7. The record is from RefSeq and is a predicted model, not a curated record. The coding region runs from base 2869 to 3270 and encodes 133 amino acids. The transcript is spliced from 2 exons. NCBI's taxonomy places the organism in Eukaryota, Metazoa, Chordata, Mammalia, Rodentia, Cricetidae.
UCUGUACACUGUGAAAAUGUGUUGUUGCCAUUGCUAAUAAAAAUACUGAUUGGCCAAUAGCUUGGCAGGACUUUGGGGGCAUAGAUAAUGCUGGAAAGAAGGUUAGAGUCUGGGGAGGCAAGAACCAGACACAUAGAGAAGCAAGAUGAAUGUGCCGUGUUGAGAGAAGGUACCACCACAUGACAGAGGGUAGAUAAGAAAUAUGGGUUCAUUGAACCACUGAGCCAUCUCUCCAGCCCCUAUGGGUUAAUUUAAAAUGAAAGGGCUAGUUAGUAAUACUAAGUCUCUGUGAGAUUAUUUUGGAGUCAUGGGUCCUAAAAAAUCUGCUUACAAAUGGCACUCAACUUUUAGGAAUGUUCAUGGUUCAAUGCAGAAAACCUAAACAUUUAAAAUGUCAUAUGCAGCAGAUUUCAGAGAAGUUAAAGGAUCACAAUUUGUUAAAUGCAUCUGGAGUACACAAACUUAAUUCCUAAAUACCUGUGUUAUCUAUUUCUGGAUUACAAAUUAUCCUUAUAGUUAUUUAGUAAUGAAAAAGACAAACUUUUAUCAUCUUAAUUUAUGUGGGCCAAAGAACUAGGACCUAGGUAAUUUAGAUUGGAUGGUUUCACCUCAAGGUCUCUUACAAGACUGAGAUGAAGGUGUUGAUAACACCGGUGUCAUAUUAACAUUCAACUGCAAGAAGAUUCACUUCUUAAAUUACAACUGUGUUAGUAGGAUUUAGUUUCUAGUAAGCUUUUGAACUAAGAGCCUCAUUUCUUCUCUGGCUGUUCACUAGCUGGUUUCUCUAUUAAAGCUAAUAAUUCCUUAAAAAUUGGUGCAAUAAAGCUCUACUUUUAAAAAGAUCUCUUCUUCUGCUCAGUUAACUUGUUUUCUGGAAUAAUUUACAUCAAGCUUACUUGCAGUGAUUAUACUUGCAACAAGCUCCAUACUUUCUAAUAAACAUGACUGAAGAACUUUACAUAAUUUUUUCCAUUGCUUAUGUAAAGGUAACCAAAUCCAUUUAUAAAAGUACAAAAUCCUUAGCAAGAAAUGUUUAGUAUAAUGGGUGGUGGUUUCUGUAACUGGUUUCCUUAAUAUGGAGAUAUAAAGUCUACAAAGACAUACACAGGACAGAAAUGUUUGAGAGAAGUAAACAAAAACAAAUGUGUUCUAACUAAAGGUAAAGAUUUUGAAAAGUGGGAUAUCCAGAGCACAACGUUCAAGGGAGUAAAGAAUAUGGCAUAGCACAAAAUGUGAAAGUGGGAAAUCAAAUGAGUAGAUAUUUCUGAUUGACUUUUGAGAUCUGCAUAUCUAAGGACAGAAUGCUGCGGGAUUAUAGUCUUAGUUAUACAUGUGACAGAAGGACUUCACCUGCUCUAAAGCCUCUGUGACAGGGCAUGCUGCAACUGCUCUGUACGUUUUGAACUUCUGAAAAUGUGCCUGCCUGAAAGAUCUAUAUUUAUAUUCUGACUUCAUUAGCUGAAACAGGUGCUUGGAGCUUUUUAUCUUCCUAUUUUUAAUCUUUUUUUCAAAAUAUGCAUGGCUCUACCAUAUUUCAAAUUAUGAGACUUGUGUUUAUGGAGAUUUGAAAACUAAGAUACCUGGAAAAAAGUAAAAAUAUGUAAAUCCAAUUAUUACCUCAUUUCCUAGUAUCUCAUAUACUCCAAUUUGGUUUCUAAGUUUAGACUAUAAGGAAAAUGUCUGAAGGAAGAGUGAAUAGAGGCAAGACUGCCACUUUCCUGUUCUUGCAACCAAGACAAGGCCUAGUAAUCCUUUCUCUCAACACAACCUCUAAAAAAGGAAUGAUGGUUAAUAUAACCAUGAGAAGAUGCAGCCCCUCCCUGGUAAUCAGAGAAAGGCACAUUCCAUCCAUAAGGAGAAGGGGCCACUUUUGACCUCUGAAAUUAGCAAAGGCAAAAAAUGAGUGACAGGAACUGGUGUGGUGGGGGUGGGAAGUUAGUAGACAGGUCUACUUCUGCAGCACUGCUGAUGGGAGGGGAAAGUAGGGACCAGAGUUGGAAGAUGACAUAAUUCUCACGUGAUUAGAAGCUGACGUGAGCCCAAGUCGUUAUAUAUUCAUGUUUCUUUCUCCUCUGGGUAUGAGCUCUUUACUGACCUGAAGAGUAGUGGCCAAGGAGAAGAGAAGGUAAAUUCCUUAAAUCCCAACAGAUUGAUGAGCAGAAACCAUCAGGGUCUCUUCAAGUGAUAGUGGCUGAACGAGACGGGAAUCCAUCUAUACUUAUUUCCCCAUAUGUCUAAUUUGGGGAUAGAUAAUUGCACUUUAAUGAAUUGAUCUAUUUGCAUGCAUGUUUGUGAGUGCAUGUUCCCCUCUAUUUGUUUGGAGGUCAGAGGACAAUAUGUAGGAGUCGCUUCUUUCCUCCUACCAUGUAGAUCCCAGAGAUUGAACUACGGUUUUCAGGCUAAGCAACAAGUGCCUUUACUCACUGAGCCAUCUUGCUGGCUCAAUAACUGUGUAUUUGGAAAAGAACUGGGGAACAUAGGGAAUGCUUGAGAGACAGCUAGUGAUUUAUUGAUAACUGAGAAACAAUAGGCUUCUCUUGUCCUGGAAAACUCUGUCCUCUUCUUUGUCUUUCCCCAAUUCCUUGGAGAACACGGUAGCACUGAAAUGUGGUAAUGGAUGGAGAAAGACUGAAUUCAUGAGAUGGAGACAAUAAAAAUUGAGAUAAUUUGAAAUAGUUCACCUGAUUUAAUGCUAACCUGCAAUGGUGGGGUCAAAAUGGGUAAUGGGAGAUGCCUACUCUUACAAGGGUCAAGCCUGAGAGUGAGGAGUAAGGAACAGGCACAAAAAUUCUAGAGGACAGGAAAAGAACCAGGCAGUGGAUUACUUGAAAGUAAUGAUGAAAGUCCCAGAUUCCAGAUAAUGAUAACAUGUGUCUGAUAUCAAGUCCUGGUCCCUUGUUUCUGUUUGUAGGUUCAGGAAUCUGUGUUCACAGAUACCACCCGGUGGAAAAAGCGACAGGAAACAACAACAUUAUGCAAAAGUCCAGCAACGAAAAAGAAGGAAAGCCCCAGUGCAGAGAGCCAAAGAUGGACGACGAACAUCCUUAUAGAGCAUUGGAAGGCCAGAGAAUGGAAGGGAAUUUCAGACAGCGGCUGCUUCAGUCUCUUGAAGAAUUUAAAGAAGACAUAGACUACAGGCAUUUUAAAGGCGAAGAAAUGACAGGAGAGGAAGACGAGAUGGAAAGGUGUUUGGAAGAAAUAAGAAGUUUGAGAAAAAAAUUUAGGGCUCUGCAUUCUAACCAUACCCAUUCUCGGGACCGUCCCUUUUAAUGCAGUGGCCUCAGAAAUUAUUUUCUGCUAUUAAUACUUCUACUGCUUUCUGUUUCCAUUUUUCUUUAUAAAUAUGUGCUAUCAUUUUGCUUCACUCUUUCACUAUUGGUUACUGUAAUAGAUAAAUUUCAUGCUGUACACACCUCAUCUUUCAAUUCUACGCCACUGAUUUAAUACGUUUUGUUCAUUUACAUGAGAGGAUAAUCAUCAGGUAGUUCAUUGUAAACCAAAAAUUGCACGCUACAAAGCAAUAUGUAUGUGUCCAUUUAUGUAUGCUAUCAUUCAAAGUCUUAUUCUAUGCCAAAGAAGUGAAUCUGUAUUUUCUUUCUUCUUAUUUUCCACAAAAUAAUAUAUAUGUAUCUGUAUUAUUAAUUUUGUAACUCAAAAUGAAAAACAGUUAGACUUAAAUGAAAGAGGUUUAUCAGCCACGUUUGGAAAGCAGUGAACAGUAAACUUUUAAUGGUAGAAAUAUAAAAAAGGGAUGAUAAUUGCAAAUUACCUUUGGAUUUCUUAGCCAGAGGAAUAAACCUUAUCAUUACAAAAUA